Messenger RNA from Haplochromis burtoni (Burton's mouthbrooder), 1975 nucleotides. RefSeq lists its product as uncharacterized. The coding region runs from base 399 to 1193 and encodes 264 amino acids. Gene Ontology annotation, biological process: innate immune response. Lineage: Eukaryota; Metazoa; Chordata; Actinopteri; Cichliformes; Cichlidae. The record is from RefSeq and is a predicted model, not a curated record. Gene Ontology annotation, molecular function: complement component C1q complex binding. The transcript has 2 exons.
GCCAAAUGGCGUAAUUGGAGUUAUGUUAAAUGUCAAAGCUACUGCAACAGUGUAAACGUGUCAUUACAUCAGCAGACUGACUCAGAGUCUAGAGAUGGCUUAACUUUAACAAACGCACACAGCCUGUCCAUCUCCAUCGUGCAUGCUUUUUGUCAGCCCCUGUGAAUUAUGACAUAUUACCUCCGCUGGAGCAUUACUCACUCAUUCAACAGAACCAGCUCUGCCCCACCCCUCCCCAGCUUGGUCCCCCCUCCUUCCUUCUCUCAGGGUUUAUAACCCAGCAGCUCCAAUAGUUGGCUAACUCAGAGGUGCUCUACAUAUAGUGAAGUAGGUGACUAAGUAAAGACAGAGCAGCUGGAGUGUGCAGGAGCAGGAAAACUUGCUGAGAGAGGAUUCUGAUGUUUUCAGAUAUAUGCGCUGCAACCCAACAAAUCUUAAGAAAAAACAUGCAUAAGAACUCCAUCAUGCAUGUGUUUUGGAUCUGCCUGGUGCUGUGUACGGGUCCAUCGUUGUGUAUAAAUGACAUCGAGUAUGAAAGAAUCUAUGAAGACAACUAUGACAAUGAGAUCCCCCUGGAGCAGCAGGAGGGUGAGUCUCCAACUGCAGCAUGCCAAACAGAUUUCUCCCGCUGGGAUAAACUUUUUAUCGCUCUAGAGGACUCCAACAUGAGACAAAACAUGCUGCUGGAAUCUGUGGAGCAGUGCUGCGGGGGAACGGCGUCUCUUAAGACCCAACUGGAGAAGCUGACGAUGGGGAUGUGUCAGCAGUGUGCACCCAGCUUGGAAGCAGCUUGCAGGGUACAUGCAGAGCAGGCAAGUCUUAGGCUGCAAAAGAGUUUGGUGGAUCUCAGGGAUGAGGAGGAAGAGAGGGAAAGAAGAUUAAAUGCAACCUUGCGGAUGCUCCUACAUGGUAGGCACCAGGACGAUGCUUGGCUGAAGAGGCUAGAAGAAAUCAUUUCAUCUGCAUCUGCUGACAGCAGCAUGAGAGACCAGCCAACACCAACACCUGACGGUUUGGGAAUGAAGCUCUUCACAUCUGGCCUGAAGGAGCAGGAAGUGACCUCGCCGGUGAACAUAGUCACCGUGGAAAGUGCUCUGGCUGCUAUAGCAACAGAGCUUCAGAGGAUUCAUAAGCAGCUGAACAAAGUGAUAGAGCAGGUAGGCAUGCUGGGAAAGGGCAGAGGAGACACAUGAAUUGCCCAAAGGAAAAAUAAAUAGUAAAAGCUUGACUGGAAAACUCCUAUUGCAGAUGAUGAUUUUGCACAUGUUGUUUGUAUUUCUACUGCUCUGCCUUUUUAUAAAGCCUCUGUUACACAUGAGAUCGUUUUUGUCUGGUGACAAUGAGUUUCAAUGUACCAUAAAUGUCCUGGGUUUGCUAUAAUGAAUAAAAAUUAACUAAACAACUGAGUCAGCCUCGUGGAAAGGUUUCCUCCCUCCUCCCACACAGUGUCACUUAAUUUUAAACUGUGUAUUUAUGUUCACGUCCAUGCCCACCCUUUCAUUAGUCUAGGUUACUACAUGUGCUUUAUCUACAAGUGCCAAAGUUUGCACCACUUGCCUUGGUGUUUGUGUAGUUGUGGUGUGGUCUGCAAAUCCCCAAACCCACAAGAAGGUGUGUCAGUGAUUUGGGAUUUUUAUUUAAUUCAUAGCAGGUCUCUCCCACUCAUUAACUGCUUUAAAAGUGUCUGAAUAGAAAGAGGCCACGACUUACGAUGCUCGGAGUGUUUAUGAUUUGUGAAACCCUGCCAGAAGUAUUACACUGCCACCAGUGCCUCCUACAGCUUCAUACACACACGUGGAUGCGUGCUCAUUAUUAAAAACCACAAAGACUGACUGUUGUUAUGGCUAAAGGGAGUUUCUGUAUACUUUACAGUGUCUGUGUAUCCGUUUUUGGUCUUAAAUCCUAUUUUCAUUCAUUUUUUUUAAUGUACUUGCACUUCUGUUUGGAUGUUUUGUUAAGAUGAAAGAGGAAAUUA